AUUUUCAAACCGCCGCCGGCGCCGCCGCCGCCAUUUGUGACCGGGCUGAGGCGGCUCCGCUCCCGCUCCCAGUCCUGCUCCCAACCCCGCUCCCAGCCCCAUGGAGGCAGAGCCCCCGGGCCAGAAACCCCCUCGGCGGAGACGCAGCAGGGCCAGCAGCCCGCCCCGCCCGGCGGACGGCACCCCCGGCGCGGCCGCCUCCUGCAGCCGGUACCCCCUGAGGAGAGGCAGCUCCUUCACAUUCCUGACUCCAGGACCACACUGGGAUUUCACCCUGAAGAGGAAGCGCCGCGAGAAGGACGAUGACGUGGUGAGCCUGAACAGCCUGGACUUCAAGGAGCCCAGCCCCGUCCACAGCACCCCAGCUGCGCCUCCGCAGGGCUGA
Messenger RNA from Lepidothrix coronata (blue-crowned manakin), 385 nucleotides. Its product is annotated as neuroepithelial cell-transforming gene 1 protein-like. The record is from RefSeq and is a predicted model, not a curated record. Lineage: Eukaryota; Metazoa; Chordata; Aves; Passeriformes; Pipridae. The transcript is spliced from 4 exons. Bases 101 to 385 code for a protein of 94 amino acids.